This is a messenger RNA of Echinostoma caproni, 690 nucleotides long. NCBI's taxonomy places the organism in Eukaryota, Metazoa, Platyhelminthes, Trematoda, Plagiorchiida, Echinostomatidae. The record is from the annotation of a GenBank genome assembly.
AUGCAUUUGAUCUCCGAAAAAGCAUUAGAGCGUUAUUUUCGGGAACAAGUGAUUCCGGACGGUAGUUCAGAAGCGGUGAUUAAAUCGUUGCGUUCCGGAUCGGACAUUGUACCUGGACUUGUGGAAGGUGGAUUCAUCAUGUGGGAUGGCAGUCGACAACUGGUGGAAUAUAUUUUGACCCGUGGAUUUGUUGAAAAAAUACAUGGCAAAUGUGUACUUGAACUAGGGUGUGGUGCAGGCCUUCCGGGCUUGGUUGCACUGAAAUUGGGUGCUUCGUUAGUCAUGUUCCAGGAUUACAACGUGGAAGUAUUGACUAACUGGACCAUACCGAAUGUGAAACUGAACGCCACUGGAUCCGAACUGGAUCGGGUGCAAUUUGUCAGCGGUGACUGGGUUCAGCUUGCCACAGAAUGGGAAUCUAACGACCAGACAAACCGAUUCGAUGUGAUUCUCACCGCGGAAACCAUCUACCGUCCAGAUUUGUACGGUCGCUUGCAUCGUAUUUUCGACGCGUGUCUAGCCUCGGACGGCCUGGUUCUUCUGUUUUGCAAAGUUACUUACGGUCCCGGUGGCACCCUUUGGGAUUUUCUGGAAUUCGUGAACACUCAAAAGUGUUUCAAGACUACAGUGAAUCAAGUCACUCAAUCGGGUGUACUGACAUUUGUGGUUCAACUGGAACGAAUUUCCUGA